This is a messenger RNA of Dujonia railenensis, 1629 nucleotides long. The record is from the annotation of a GenBank genome assembly. Lineage: Eukaryota; Fungi; Ascomycota; Pichiomycetes; Serinales; Debaryomycetaceae.
AUGUCUCUUGUAGAGGAGGACAAAAAGACUGCGUACGUUGAUCAACCGGAUUUGGAGAGCAGGGGCUCCAAUUCCUCUACAUCUGAAACAGAUGGGUUGCAUCCCAUAUAUAGAGAGAAUCUUCGUAGAUCUCUUUCUACUAGACAAAUCAAUAUGAUUGCCAUUGCAGGUGUUAUAGGUACUGGGUUAUAUCUUGGUACAGGUAAAUCAUUGGCGAACGGUGGACCAGCUUCAUUAAUCAUUUGUUAUUUCAUUAUUGGUGUUGUUGUGUACUUAACUAUGCUUUCAUUGGGAGAGAUGGCUACGUAUAUGCCAGUUUCAGGUUCUUUCACCACAUACGCUAAGAGAUUUGGAAGUGAUUCAUUCGGGUUUGCUAUUUUAGCCAACUAUUGGUUUAAUGAUGCCGUAUCAGUUGCAAGUGAUCUUACAGCAUUACAGUUGGUGAUGAGUUACUGGACAGACUUCCACUUUUGGGUGAUAUCUUUAAUCUUUUGGUUUUUCAUUUUAUUUCUUAAUGUUUUCACUGUAAGGUUCUACGGUGAGACUGAAUAUUGGUUGGCACUUUUAAAAGUUAUCUCAAUCUUGAUCUUUUUCAUUAUUAGUAUUGUUGUAAACGCUGGACAUAACACUUCCCAUGAAUAUAUUGGUUUCAAAUGGUGGAGCUAUAAAGAUGCACCCUUCGUUGAUGGCUUCAAAGGUUUUGCCCAGAUCUUUGUAACUGCUUCUUUUGCCUAUGGUGGUACUGAAUCGAUUGCGUUGACCGCAGGAGAGAUGAAAAACCCAGUAGUUGGAAUGCCUAAAGUGGUUAAGACCGUGUUCUGGCGUAUCUUAAUCUUUUACGUCUUAUCUGUUUUCUUUAUCGGUAUGAAUGUUCCAUAUGAUUAUCCAAAUCUUUCCACCAAGAGUGUCACUACUUCUCCAUUUACAAUUGUUUUCCAAAUGGUUGGAUCUAAGGUUUCAGGAUCAUUCAUGAAUGCAGUUAUUAUGACCUCUGUCAUUUCUGCUUGUAAUCAUGCAUUGUAUGCUGGAUCAAGGUUGGCAUACACUAUGGGUGUUGAAGGUUAUGCUCCAAAGUUUCUUGCUAGAACUAAUAGAUGGCAAGUUCCAUACGUUGCAGUUCUUAUCACUUGGUUUUGUGGAGGAUUGUGUUUCGGUUCUUCAUUCAUUGGUGCUGGUGAUUUAUGGAAUUGGUUACAAAAUUUGGUUGGUGUAUCUAAUCAAAUUGCCUGGUGGUGUAUUGGUAUUACUAGUAUCAGAUUCAGAAAGGGUUUAGAAAGUCAAGGUAAGACCCAUAGAUUGUCUUACAAAAACUGGACCUACCCUUACGGUCCUUAUGCUGUGGUGAUAUUUGUCUCUGUUAUCAUCUUGGUACAGGGUUGGUCAGCAUUUGCACCAUGGGAUGUUUCCUCUUUCUUCUCCAAUUACGUUGAAUUAUUAUUAUUCCCAGCAUGUUUCGUUUUCUGGUGGUUGGUUAGGAAAGGUAAAGAUAAAUUUGUCAAGCUCGAAGAUAUGGACUUUGACACUGAUAGAUACAUCUUAUCCCAAGAAGAAAUAGACGAGAUAGAGUACUCCAAAAGUUUGAAAGGAUGGACUAAGUUCAAGUACAAUUUUGUUGACAAUUUUACAUAG